AUGCGCUUAACUGAUAUUUUGCCUUUAUCAUUUCUCACAUUAGCUCCUCUGAUAGGAUUUGCUUCAGCAUGGAGCAACGAAUUUACCGACGCCAACUUCGCCACGCAAUCGUUUUCCUUAUUCGAUGAUCGGCCCCCGGAUGUCCCGAGUGCCCAGCUUGCUUCAACUGCCAGCUGGACAACUACAACUGCACACAUUUCGCGGAAUGCAACAACUUCAAUGGCAAAUGUUCAUGUCCUCCCGGAUUUGGAGCGUGAUUCCGAUACAUGUAAAUGCAAGGACGGCUGGAAGGGCAUCAACUGCAACGUGUGCGAAACAAAUGACGCCUGCAAUGCCAUGAUGCCCGAAGGCGAAGGAGGUGUGUGUCACAAGCAAGGUGUCACCAUCAAAGAGAACUUCCAAAUGUGCGAUGUGACCAAUCGUGCCAUUUUGAAGCAACUCGAUGGCCGCAAACCUCAAGUGACAUUCUCGUGCGAAGCCAAGGACGAUACUUGUAGUUUCCAGUUUUGGGUCGACCAGAAGGAAUCAUUCUACUGUGAAUUGGACACAUGCGAACGAAGUUGGGAAACGGACUAUGAGUCCAACUCGACUCACUAUAAGUGUGAACACCUACAGUGCAAAUGUAUCCCAGGUCGCUUUCUUUGUGGCGAGAAUGGGUCUAUCGAUCUGAGCGAUUUCCUUGAUCAGUUGAUCAAAGGCCCAGCAACCUUCGACACAAAGGCGACACUGGAAGGCACUAAGAGCGUUUUCUCUGAACCCCAAAUGAAUGGUUUGAUUGCUGGUGUCUUCGGAGAUCCUAGUAUUUUCUUGUCAUGCGAUUCUGGAGAGUGCGUCUACAAGACAGAUGAGCCUGGAUACGAGCGCCCCAUCAAGAAGAUCAACACCCCACUGAUUGCUAGCGUGAUUGCGGGGAGCUCGUUGUUUGUGGUUGCUGUCAUUCUACUCGUUUGGUAUCUGUCCCGUCGUGCUGCACGCCGAGGCUAUCUUCGCUUGUCUCUCUCGGACGAUUCAGAUGAUGAAGCUGCCAAACUUCUGGCAGACCAUCGCCCGGCGGCUUUGUAUUGGGACAAUGUGUCUUACUCCCUAAAUGGAAAAGAAAUUCUUUCUGGUAUCCACGGUGCGUCUACACCAGGGCAAAUUACAGCCAUCAUGGGAGCAUCUGGAGCCGGUAAAACAUCGUUCCUGGAUAUUCUGGCCCGAAAGAACAAGCGGGGCUCAGUGAAUGGAGAUUUCUAUAUCAAUGGCGAGAAGAUUGACGACAAUGACUUCAGAACCAUGAUCGGUUUCGUCGACCAAGAAGACACAAUGCUUGCUACCCUGACGGUACAUGAAACAAUCUUGACAAGUGCUCUUCUUAGACUCCCUCGGGAUAUGAGCCGGGCAGCUAAAGAGCAAAGGGUAUUGGAAGUCGAGAAGCAACUGGGCAUCUACCAUAUCAAGGAUCAAUUGAUUGGCUCGGAGGAAGGCAAUGGUCGUGGCAUCUCCGGAGGAGAGAAGCGCCGGGUUGGAAUUGCCUGUGAGCUGGUUACCAGUCCCAGUAUUCUGUUCCUGGAUGAACCCACUAGUGGAUUGGAUGCCUAUAACGCGUUCAAUGUGGUCGAAUGUCUGGUUACGCUGGCCAAAACGUAUAACCGCACCGUCAUCUUCACCAUCCACCAGCCACGCUCAAACAUUGUUGCCCUCUUUGACCGACUGAUCCUCCUUGCCGAGGGCCGCACCGUCUAUUCCGGUUCCUUCUCAUCCUGCCAAUCGUAUUUCGAUCAAAUUGGUUAUUCGUGCCCACCGGGUUUCAACAUUGCGGAUUACCUUGUCGACCUUACUAUGCACGCUGGCGCAGCCCACUCUUCUUAUGCAGACGAUGUAGCAUCGUCUGUCGAUGGGCGCUCUGGUCCCUUCAAGACUGCAUCAAGUAGCCUCCGAGCUGUCAAGUCCGUCACUAGUGCUUCAAACCAUAGCAUCGAAGAUAACUCAAGUGGCGCAGAGGCAACUCGGCGACCCAAAAGCAAUCGCCGUAUUUCUCUGAAACAGCAGCAAGAUCGCCAACUUUACUCGCGGAAACAAUACAAUGAUCGCCCAGUCACACCAAAGACAGAUGACGAGAGUGCUACCUUGGAUGUGGCGGAAAAUCACCAACAAUGGCUCCGUCUCUCUCGUCAAGGGGGCAAUGUUCCUCCCCAAAUUCUUGAUGAUCCCGAUCAACUUCCCCCUCCAGCACCCGGCACAAGGGACCUCGAUAUCCUGAUUGCCAGCUACGCGGAUUCUGAUGUUUGCCAUUCUGUGCAUGACGAGAUCGCGGCUGCUGUUCAUAGUGCUCAGGCCGCGAAUGGUUCGCCAAACUCGCCCAUCCUGUCCGAUACUGUAACGCAGUCCAAGGGCUAUGCCCGAGUAGGCCUGACCCGACAGUUCCUCAUCUUGUCUCAGCGAACAUGGCGCAAUCUUUACCGCAACCCGAUGCUUAUGCUCACGCAUUAUGCCAUCGCUAUUCUACUUGCAGUGCUAUCCGGGUACCUUUUCUAUGGCCUCACUGACGAUAUCAAGGGCUUCCAGAACCGUCUUGGUCUCUUCUUCUUCAUCUUGGCUCUCUUUGGUUUCAGUACAUUGACCAGUCUCAACACCUUCUCCUCGGAACGACUACUUUUCGUACGCGAGCGCGCCAAUGGUUACUACCAUCCGGUCACAUAUUUUGCCUCUAAAGUCGUGUUUGAUAUCGUUCCCCUGAGACUGAUCCCUCCGAUCAUCAUGGGUAUCAUCGUUUACCCCAUGACAGGUCUGAUUCCGGCAUGGCCUGAAUUCUUCCGCUUUUUGCUGGUUCUAGUGCUAUUCAAUCUCGCGGCAGCCAAUAUUUGCUUGUUCAUCGGCAUUAUAUUCCGUGACGGUGGAGUCGCCAACCUCAUCGGCAGUCUAGUUAUGCUUUUCAGCUUGCUUUUCGCCGGUCUUUUGCUGAAUCACGAUGCGAUUCCCAAAUCGGCAUUGUGGUUGCAAACUCUAUCCAUCUUCCACUAUGGCUUUGAGGCCUUGAUCGUCAAUGAAGUGACCUUCCUUACCCUGAUCGAUCAUAAGUAUGGCUUAGAUAUUGAAGUCCCCGGUGCCUCAAUCUUGAGCGCCUUCGGCUUUGAUACGCAAGCCUACUGGAGCGAUAUCAUUGGGCUUGCUGUGAUCUCCGGGGCCUUUGUCAUCAUUGCGUACAGUGCAAUGCAUUUCUUGCUUGUCGAGAAGCGAUGA
Penicillium soppii is the source of this 3222-nucleotide messenger RNA. Its product is annotated as putative ATP-dependent permease ADP1. Gene Ontology annotation, cellular component: membrane. Lineage: Eukaryota; Fungi; Ascomycota; Eurotiomycetes; Eurotiales; Aspergillaceae. The record is from RefSeq and is a predicted model, not a curated record. Bases 1 to 3222 code for a protein of 1073 amino acids. The transcript has 3 exons. Gene Ontology annotation, molecular function: ABC-type transporter activity; ATP hydrolysis activity; ATP binding.